CCCACCGCGCAAGCACAGCUACCAUCCGAAGAGCGGGGGGGGGGCGUUUUGUUGUGGACAAUAAAAGGGAGGGAGAGGCCAGUGCUUGUGAGACGAGGCGAAGCGCUCUCUUCCAUAUGCCUUCAGAUGUGGAUCACAGCCGGCGGACGCUGCUGGAUGCGGCUAGAGUGGAGCCCUCUCGAAGGGAGAGGCGGCGGCUGCUGAUUGCAUCGGGGUGCUACUUGAUGGUGUUUGCUUUCAGCGCCGUCGAAAUACUCUACCAGUCUUUGAGCAGGCGUAUCGUGGACAGUCCGGAGAGAUGGUUCGCCUGGAUUGUCUUCGGCUGCCCGGGGUUUUUGUCCCUCUGCAUGGCCGUCUCCCGAUAUCUCGUCGCCCGCUCUCUAGGCAACCGGCCUGGCAGAUGGAACAUGGCUUCCCUGGCUCGGCUGCCCCCCAACAUCGCCCGGCUGGUCGGCAUUCCCUUGGCAGAGUCGGCUGCGACGACUCCUCGCCGUUUCGACAGGGGUUUCGCGUUGGCUGGGGGGCUUUUCGUGGGGGGAGGGGGAGGGGGUGACGUGAGGGCGGGGACCGCGAUGACUACCCCCGAAGUGCUCCGGUCCACGAGCCUUCGCAGCCGGUCCGCCGUGAGAAACGCGACCUCUACUCCGCAGCAUCAGGCCGGAGGAGGGGGUGGGGGUGCUGCUGUAACCCACGUCACCCCCGCCAGGGGCACUCCCAGCGAGAGGAGGCUUUUCUCCCCGGAAGAUUCCAACAGGUGGGGCGGCCAAGGAGGAGGGUGUGGUUCUGCGGCCCGCCUUACUCCGUCGGAGGUGGCUAAGGCCGGAAGGAGAGCAAUCGCUGUACGUCCUCAGGACGUUGGGGACCUCAUGAAGGUCUACGAUGAGAGACACGUCACGCCUGCGCCAGCAGACCCUGCUUCACAGGCGAACAGCGGGGGGUACGCGACUGGUCAGGGCCUAGGGCCGGGGGGGUUCGCUGUGGCCCUGGGCACAGGAGGGGCUCAGGCGCUAGCGCUUGGGGGGGGUGCGAUCCAAGGGCGGGGGGUUGGUAUCGGUGGCUACUACGGCAACACCCUGCAGUGGGGCGACGCCGGAGGUUGGGCGGGCGGCGGCGGCGCCGGUGGUGGGAGUGGUCGUGCUUGGGAGUAUGAGGUGUACCAGGGCGACUCCGCUCAGGAGGGCCACGGUGGAAGGGAGGACGAGUCCGACAAAGAACGCGCAAAACAGCUGCUAGUUUCCCUCGGGAUCGCCGACAAGACCGACGAUUACACAAAGAACGUCAAGACGUACAUGGUUGGCCUCAUGAGGACAUAUCUGAGGCACUUCGAGCAAGUGUGUCGCCUUUUGGAAGAGCGAGGUGUUUCCCGGGAGAUUCUGAGGCAGGAAGUUCACAGGCAACCCCAGCUGCGCACCCGGAGCUCUCCACGCGCCCACGUGAACCUCUCCCUGAGGGACAUGGCCCAACAGCUCUCCACCGACCGGGACUUCUACGUGCAAGGGAACGACGGUCAGCAGACGAACCUUUUCCGCGAGUAUCAGGCAAGUGGAGUGUUGGAGGAGGCGUUGCAUGUAACCGCCGGCUCCGGCACUGGGUUCGCCGCCGGGGGAAACCCCGCGUACGUACUGUCCCGCCUGAGCGUGCUGUCCGAGGACGAUUUCAUGUCCGCCUUCGACUACGCCGGGGGAGGCGGGUAUCCGGCAGGCCGCGACUGGGCCGCCGACCUUCCGACGGACGCGGCGAUCGUGAUGAAGCUGUUCGUGUGCUGCAGCGACAAGCUCUUGCCCAGGGACUGGGAGGAGGACAGGCCUUUCGCCAGGCAAUUUUUCGUGGACAGAGCACCCUCGAGCCAAGAUGCCCUUCCCGGCAGAUUUUUCCUGACGCGUAACGAGGUGCUGCACCCGCCUCACUUUUUCGUGGUAGCCGACCAAGCACACUGGCACGCCCUUCCUGGCUCUACCAAUGUUUUCCAGGCGAUCGCGCUUUUCUUCCAUGCAAUCAAGACGCGCAAGUCGAGCUACCUCGGCCCAGGCAUCAGCGUUGCCAACAUCGUGAACGAGAUGUUCGGAGCGGAGGAAGAACCAGUCGCAUCCCCCCGCGGAUUCUGAGAAAGAAGAACGUACAAACGCGUUUUUUUUUUUUUUUCCUGACGGGACAGGUGCUGGGUCAAUUGAGUUUCCUGUCAACGGCGAAGCCCUAGUGGUAGCUUUCUCUCUCGUGUUGGACGCUUCCGUGUGUGUCACGGAGCGAGCUUGUUGUCUGGCGGGUUGUUGUUUGGUGGGCAGGCGAUCUUCACGGUGAUGGGUGGUAUCGUUUGGGGAUCUACCGUAGGGGCAUGUUGCUCGAGUGCUUGCUUGACGAUACUGUUCUCUCUCGGUGUCAAUACACUGUGCCUGCGUAUCUUUGUUGGUGGGUCGCCAUGAAGAAUGAACAGGAAGGACCGCCGACGCUCAUUCCAUCAUCAUGGACGCGAUGUCCACCACAAUCGGAGGAACAAAGUGUAGGCAUCAACGUGGAAAAAUGACGAUAGAUUGCCUCAGCGAACACGAUAUUUGAUAACAAAUGCGUGAUGAGCAUUGCUGACAUCCAACAGCGGCGUCUAGCCAAUCUGUUUGGCGACCCUUGCCAUGAUAAGCCGACAAGCCAAUGUUUGUAAAGAUCAACCACCAAGCAGUUUCACAGGGCUCAUCUUGACAUGCGUCCUUUGGCUGCAGUCACGCCAGGGUACUGUGGAGGAAUGGUUGCACCCCCUGUCUGAAAAUGACUAUGGUGAUAUGCAUAUAUCGCGUCAUGAGCUGUGCUGCUUAUCCUGCUUGGGAGGGGGGAGGGUAUCAUUGCAAGGGUCUGUCCCCCCUGGCGCAUCGACCAAACUCCCCAGUUUGCCACAGUGUAAUAGUUCCCCCUUUCCGUCAGCGAUGUGACAAGGUAGUCUCCCAUUUGGAGGGUGUAGUAAUGGACUUUGCACGUAGGUUGACUUUUAGCGGGGUACAAUUAUGGUAAAACUACUGCUGUAUUCGGUCUU
This is a messenger RNA of Ectocarpus sp. CCAP 1310/34, 3019 nucleotides long. The record is from the annotation of a GenBank genome assembly. Lineage: Eukaryota; Phaeophyceae; Ectocarpales; Ectocarpaceae.